AUGUAUCGAUCUCUGAUAUUCGCCACUUCCCUCCUUUCGCUGGCCAAGGGUCAGCUUGUGGGCACUGAACAGACCGAGACCCACCCUGGCAUGACCUGGCAGACCUGUACUGCAAAAGGGAGCUGCACCGCGAAGAAUGGAAAGGUCGUGAUUGAUGCGAACUGGCGAUGGCUACAUGUGAAGGGCGGAUAUACGAAUUGCUACACAGGCAAUGAAUGGAACGCAACUGCCUGUCCAGACAACAAGUCUUGCGCUACUAAUUGCGCCAUUGAUGGUGCCGACUACAAGGCGACCUACGGCAUUACUGCGAGCGGCAACUCCUUGGAACUGAAGUUCAUCACCAAGGGCUCGUACUCUACUAACAUCGGGUCUCGCACGUACUUGAUGCAGGAUGAUUCGACGUACCAGCUCUUCAAGUUUACAGGAAGCCAGGAAUUUACCUUUGACGUAGACUUGUCAAACUUGCCUUGUGGUCUCAAUGGCGCGCUCUACUUUGUCUCGAUGGACGCUGAUGGUGGGCUCAAGAAGUACCCCACGAAUAAGGCCGGAGCCAAAUACGGCACAGGAUAUUGCGAUGCUCAGUGUCCCCGAGACUUGAAGUUCAUCAACGGCGAGGGUAAUGUAGAGGGCUGGCAGCCCUCUAAGAACGACCAGAACGCUGGUGUUGGCGGCCACGGCUCUUGUUGCGCAGAGAUGGAUAUCUGGGAAGCGAACUCCGUCAGCACGGCGGUGACUCCCCAUUCUUGCUCCACCAUCGAGCAGUCCCGCUGCGACGGAGACGGAUGUGGUGGGACAUACUCCGCGGACCGUUAUGCAGGUGUGUGCGAUCCCGAUGGCUGCGACUUCAACAGCUAUCGAAUGGGUGUCAAGGAUUUCUACGGCAAGGGCAAGACUGUCGAUACUUCGAAAAAGUUCACCGUCGUUACCCAAUUCAUUGGAAGCGGCGAUGCCAUGGAGAUCAAGCGCUUCUACGUACAGAACGGCAAGACGAUUCCACAGCCUGAUUCCACCAUUCCGGGCGUCACUGGCAACUCCAUCACCACAUUCUUCUGCGAUGCGCAAAAGAAGGCUUUUGGGGACAAAUAUACUUUCAAGGACAAGGGUGGCAUGGCUAAUAUGGCCAAGGCACUUGCCAAUGGCAUGGUGCUCGUCAUGAGUCUGUGGGAUGAUCAUUACUCUAACAUGCUCUGGCUCGACUCAACCUACCCUACCGACAAGAACCCAGAUACCGAUGCAGGUAGUGGGCGUGGUGAAUGCGCGAUAACUUCAGGUGUGCCGGCUGAUGUGGAAAGUCAACAUCCGGAUGCGUCUGUCAUCUACUCGAACAUCAAGUUUGGCCCGAUCAACACGACAUUCGGCUAG
Plenodomus lingam JN3 is the source of this 1362-nucleotide messenger RNA. RefSeq lists its product as uncharacterized. Lineage: Eukaryota; Fungi; Ascomycota; Dothideomycetes; Pleosporales; Leptosphaeriaceae. Gene Ontology annotation, biological process: carbohydrate metabolic process. The record is from RefSeq and is a predicted model, not a curated record. Gene Ontology annotation, molecular function: hydrolase activity, hydrolyzing O-glycosyl compounds.